This is a messenger RNA of Puntigrus tetrazona (Sumatra barb), 695 nucleotides long. RefSeq names its product dihydropteridine reductase-like. The record is from RefSeq and is a predicted model, not a curated record. NCBI's taxonomy places the organism in Eukaryota, Metazoa, Chordata, Actinopteri, Cypriniformes, Cyprinidae. Gene Ontology annotation, molecular function: 6,7-dihydropteridine reductase activity; NADPH binding; NADH binding. The coding region runs from base 111 to 680 and encodes 189 amino acids. Gene Ontology annotation, cellular component: cytoplasm. The transcript has 4 exons. Gene Ontology annotation, biological process: tetrahydrobiopterin biosynthetic process; L-phenylalanine catabolic process.
CUCGCGCUCUCUCUCUCUCGCGCGCGCGCGCUCUCUCUUCUCUCUCUGGCUCUGUGUUCUGAGAGGAUACUCAUCAUCUUUGCUGAAGCGUCUCACAGCGGAGAAAAGCCAUGGCAGCUGCGAACCGUGUCCUUGUUUACGGAGGAAAAGGAGCUCUCGGCUCGGCGUGUGUGCAUUAUUUUAAGUCAAAAGGCUGGUGGGUUGCCAGUAUUGACGUCGUAGCGAACGAAGAGGCGAACGCAAACGUCCUGGUGAAGCUCUGCGAGUCUUUCACCGAUCAAGCCGCUCAGGUGACGUCGGAUGUAGCCACUUUACUGGGGGAAAACAAGGUUGACGCUAUUAUUUGUGUGGCAGGAGGAUGGGCCGGAGGAAACUGUAACUCAAAAGAGUUGUAUAAGAACUCUGAUAUGAUGUGGAAACAGAGCGUCUGGACCUCCACCAUUUCCAGUCAUCUUGCAUCGCUCCAUCUGAAGCCAGGAGGCCUGCUGACCCUCGCUGGAGCAAAGGCCUCACUAGAAGGCACUCCAGGUAGAGUAAAAGCAUCCAUCCCUAUACUCCUGAGAUGUGUUGUCCACUGGAAAAUACGUUGUAAAUGUAUUUUCAGCACAGGUUUACCUGAGGACUCUUCCAGAUUUGAUGUUUAUUGUGUGAAGGUGCAUUUAUACCCUCAGAGUGGCUAACUAAUAUUGUUUAUG